UUUCGUUCGUUGCCGAGUUAAGUUCACCGCGAUUCCACCUCUGAUCUGCGGAGUAGGCAACGGUUUGUGGCAGUUUGUUUCAAAUUUCCGUGCGGCUGUAGCUGGAGCGCUGUCCAUCAACCUCUCGUUAACUAAAAAAUUCCGAAAAAAGUCAGACUUGUCGCCCAGUAAAAUAUAUAUAGUCAGCCCCACAAAAUCCAAACCGAAGCGGCCAGCAUGCAGACAGUCAUAAAGAACCCCAACUGGUGGCGUCGUCGCACCAAGUUGGAAAGAAGUCUGCUGGUGAUCAGCGGCAUCCUCUUCGUGGCAGCCGCCGCCGGAUUCGGACUGUGGAUAAGCGAUGCCCUGAAGGCGGCCAGUCCGCCGGAGAAUCCGCAGGCCACGGCCCUGCACGGCGACAGCACCACCAUCAACAAGGUGCCCAUGGGCACGGCCUCGAAGGGCAAGGCGGGCGACUCGAGUGAGGUGUGCCUCACCCAGGAGUGCAUCCACACGGCGUCCACGGUGCUGCGGAAGAUGAGGCCCGAGGUGGAGCCGUGCGACAACUUCUACGAGUUCGCCUGCGGCACCUACCUCGAGGAGGAGAACAUCCCCGACGACAAGGUCUCGAUCAGCACCUUCUCGGUGAUCUCCGACAAGCUGCAGGAGCAGCUGAAGGACAUCAUCACCGCGGAGCGACCCGAAUCGGAGCCCAAGCACUUCCGACUGCCCAACCUGCUGUACAAGGCCUGCAUGAACAAGACUCUUAUCGAGACGCUGGGGGCUGAGCCCAUAACUCGAGUGGCUGAGAAGCUGGGCGGCUGGCCGCUGAUCAAGGGAGAUACCUGGAACGCAGACGACAGCUGGACCUGGCAGGAGCAGGUCAAGAAGUUCCGCUCCGCCGGAUUCAGCAUGGACUACAUCAUCGACUUCUCGAUCGGAGUGGAUCUGCAGAACAGCACCAAGCGUCUUAUAGAUUUGGACCAGUCGGCUCUUGCCCUGAGUCGCGAGUACUUGGUGAAGGGCUUCAACGAGACUCUCGUGACAGCCUACUACGAGUAUAUGGUGGACAUAGCCGUGCUCUUCGGGGCCAACAAGGAUCUGGCCAAGACGGAACUGCUGAGCUCGCUGGAGUUCGAGAUUGCCCUGGCCAAUAUCUCGUGGCCAAAUGAGAAGCGUCGCAACUCCUCGGAACUGUACAAUCUGAGGACUCCCGCGCAGCUGCAGGCCGCCUAUCCCUACGUCCAAUGGGUGGACUACAUGAACGCCCUGCUGCCGGAGGGUCUGAGUGUGGCCGAGGACGAGAUGAUCAACCUGUCGGUGCCCAGCUUCUUCGAGGACCUCGGCAAGCUGCUGGCCAAGACGCCGAAGCGCGUGAUCGCCAACUACAUGUUCUGGCGCAUCCACGGGUUCUCGGUGGGAUUCCUGACCGAGGAGUUCCGCAAGCGGCAGCUGCAGUACGCCACCGCCCUCUCCGGUCGCCAGGAGCAGGAGGCCCGCUGGAAGGAGUGCGUGGACAUCGCCACCGGCAGCAUGGAUGAAGUAUCCGAAGAAGAUUUCGAUAGCCUUGGCAUAUCCGUGGGAUCGCUCUACGUCCGCAAGCACUUCCACAAGGACUCGAAGGCCAAUGCCCUGGAGAUGGUCGACGACAUCCGCAGCGUGUUCAACGACAUUCUGGACGAGGUCAACUGGAUGGACGCCAAGACGAAGAAGGAGGCCAAGGAGAAGCUGCACAGCAUGGCCACCCACAUCGGUUAUCCGGACGAGAUGCUCGACAACGAGAAGCUGGCCGCGUACUACGCCAAGCUGGACAUCGACCCCGACAAGUACUUCGAGUCCUUCCUGGGCAUGAACAUCUUCGGCACGGACUACUCCUUCAACAAGCUGCGCCUGCCGGUCAACAAGACGGACUGGGUGCGCCACGCUCGUCCUGCGAUCGUGAACGCCUUCUAUUCCUCCCUGGAAAACAGUAUUCAAUUCCCGGCUGGCAUCCUGCAGGGACACUUCUUCAAUGCCCAGCGUCCCAAGUAUAUGAACUUUGGCGCCAUUGGCUACGUGAUUGGCCACGAGAUCACCCACGGCUUUGACGAUCAGGGUCGCCAGUUCGAUGUGAAGGGCAAUCUGCGGGACUGGUGGCAGCCGGAUACCCAGAAGGCCUAUCUGGCCAAGGCGAAGUGCAUCAUCGAGCAGUAUGGCAACUACACCGAGAGGGCCACGGGCCUGAACUUGAACGGCAUCAACACCCAGGGUGAGAACAUCGCCGAUAACGGUGGCGUCAAGGAGUCGUACAUCGCCUACCGAAGAUGGGUUGAGAAGCACGGACCGGAGCCCAAGCUUCCCGGCCUGGACUACACCCCGGAGCAGAUGUUUUGGCUGGCAGCCGGCCAAACCUGGUGUGCUAAAUACCGUAAAGAAUCUCUCAAGAUGCGUAUUACUACCGGCGUGCACUCACCAUCCGAGUUCCGCGUUCUUGGUUCCCUCAGCAACAUGAAGGACUUUGCCAAGGACUUCCAGUGUCCGGAGGGUUCGCCCAUGAAUCCGGUUCAGAAAUGCGAAGUGUGGUAGGAUCUGUUCCAGCGUAAAUUACGUGCAUGGAAUGCCAGCGAUCAAGCCCGAUUCUAGAAGGGCUAAUCUCAAGUAGAAAUACAAAUACAAUACCAAGCGUAUUUAUGCUAAGAGUGCAUUAUGUAAAAAUCGUAUUUAAUAAAAAAUUUGUUUAUAUGUAAAGAA
Drosophila takahashii is the source of this 2709-nucleotide messenger RNA. RefSeq names its product Neprilysin 2 (gene Nep2). Gene Ontology annotation, cellular component: plasma membrane. The record is from RefSeq and is a predicted model, not a curated record. Gene Ontology annotation, biological process: protein processing. Gene Ontology annotation, molecular function: metalloendopeptidase activity. Lineage: Eukaryota; Metazoa; Arthropoda; Insecta; Diptera; Drosophilidae.